GAACCAGUCUAAUAUAGUAUUAGAAAUAAAACCAAAGACGCAACAACAUGGCUGAAGAGAGUUUUAAUGCUGACGAGCUGAAUCCUCCGGAAUGGCUGAAUGUUCAGUUCAUAACGAAAGUUUUGAGUGGCUACGAAAAGGCAGCUGACCUAGAAGUCACUAAUUUGAGCUUCACACCGGCAAGUGCCAAAGGAGAUCACUAUGCCAGCAUUAUGUUCCGUGCCAAGGUGGAUUAUAAAACCCAGAAGGGAACCUUCUUCAAGUCGCUGAUCAUCAAAACAAUGCCCGUGGAGGAGGGUGUCAAGAAGGAUAUGUUUGCCGAUUCUCCCCUAUUUAUAACGGAAAUUGGAAUGUACAGUAAAGUUUUGCCCGAGUGGGAGAGAAUUCUCCGGGGAGUUAACGAUACAUCCAAGCUGUAUGUGGACUGCAUCUAUCACAGUCUGGACCCAUACCAGAUUAUAAUCUUUGAAGAUCUCGUAGAGAUGGGUUACGAAGUGGUGCGAGAUCGUUUUCUCACACAGGAGGAAAUUUGUAGUGCCUACUCAAAGUUGGCCAAAAUCCACGCAAUCAGCAUGACAAAAAUUUACGAGAACCCCGAUUAUCUGAAAGAGUUCAAGUACGGAAUGUUGGAUAUGCCUGGGCUGAUGGACAGUCCCAUUAUAAAUGCCGGAAUGGCACCCUUUAUCGAUAUGUUGGGUCGAAUUCCCGAACUGACCAAAUACCAGCCUCAUUUUGAAAAGAUUGCACUGCACUUUAAGGACCGAUUGCGGGAUAUCAUGCGAGAUUAUCGAAUUAAUCCGCAUUCGGGAUACAAUGUCCUGAUCCACGCAGACUACCAUUGCCGGAAUAUGAUGUUUAAGCACAAUAAGGAAACCGGAGCCUUCGAGGACUGCAUGCUGCUGGAUUAUCAGGGCUGCAAUGUGGCACCCAUGGCCGUGGAUCUGAUUUACUCCAUUUAUAUGCUGAUGGGGACGGAGCAGAGAAGCGGAGAAUUGGAGACUCUGCUGAACUACUACUUAUCCGUCCUGCUAGAGACUCUCAAGAAGAUUGGCUACCGGGGUGAAAUGCCCACUAAAUUGGGCUUCUGGGCGGAAAUUAAACGCCACAGAUAUUAUGAGUUCCUAUUGCUGAGCACUUUCUUGCCAGUGUCGGUGGGUCUUAGAACCCAUUCCAUGGACUUGGCGGAUUUGCUGCACAACGAAGAAACUCGGAAGCAAUUAUAUCUACUGAAAGAAGUGGUUGAAGAAACCAAAGUUAUAAUGGCCAGAUUGGAUAAAGCUGGAUAUUUCGAGGAUUUGUAAAGUGAAAUGCAUACAAUUUAAAAAAGAAUAAAUCACUAAAAAUGA
Molecule: messenger RNA, 1346 nt
Organism: Drosophila takahashii
Lineage: Eukaryota; Metazoa; Arthropoda; Insecta; Diptera; Drosophilidae
Source: RefSeq, a predicted model, not a curated record